Messenger RNA from Formica exsecta, 1273 nucleotides. RefSeq names its product ribonuclease H1-like. The transcript has 7 exons. Gene Ontology annotation, biological process: DNA replication, removal of RNA primer. Gene Ontology annotation, molecular function: RNA-DNA hybrid ribonuclease activity; magnesium ion binding; nucleic acid binding. Bases 334 to 1266 code for a protein of 310 amino acids. The record is from RefSeq and is a predicted model, not a curated record. Lineage: Eukaryota; Metazoa; Arthropoda; Insecta; Hymenoptera; Formicidae.
GGGAGUUGCACUACUGUAUAUGCUGUGCCAAUGCUAUAUGUCGGUGGUUGCUAGAAUAUAAAUUUGUACGUAAUCGAGAUGAAACAGAAGCAAAUGUUUUGAUAAACAAAACAUUUUGCGUAUUAAAUUAUAGAAUUUCAUAAUAUAAUCUCAUCAGUAAUUUCAGCUGUAAUAGAUCUUCUAUUAAAAGAUUUUUGAAUUUUUUUAUCAGGAAAUUCUCGAGGUAAUGCAUGAAUGUUAAUAUUAAUAAUGGAAUUGAAAUUGUUACAUAUUAAUUAAUAAAGGUGUAUGUCUCUUUAGAAGAAAGGUCAUCUACAUUGAGUAAAUUUAUUGAUGAUAUUGCAUUUCAUAUUUGUAGCAAGGCAAUUUUUCUUUAGUAGAAUGCCUUACUAUGCAGUUGCAAAAGGUCGAAAACCUGGAAUUUAUGGCACAUGGGAUGAAUGCAGUACUCAGGUUCUUAAAUUUCCUGGAUCCAUGUAUAAAAAAUUUGCUACAGAAAGUGAGGCUCAAAAUUUUAUAAAAGGACGUUCCUCUUCAAACGUAGGAACAAAUUUGACCAAAAAUUUUGUCUCAUUGAAAAUGGUUAAACCUGUAGAAUCGCAAGUUCUACCAAAACAAGUGUUUCUGCUUGGAAGCAAACAAACUGCAGUGGCUCAGACAAAAUUAUUAUCAUCACUUUCAAAAAGGACUUUAUUAACAAAUAGCAAUACUAAUGAACAACCAAGUAAAAAAAGAAAAAUUAUAUCAGAUAAUACAGACUUUACUUUAACUCAACUUUCUGAUCAGGAUGGCAAAGUGGAUUUUAUUAUGGAUGAAGAUGGCUAUGUUAAUGUCUUCACUGAUGGCGCAUGCAGUUCCAACGGAUACAAAAACGCGCGAGCCGGUAUCGGCGUUUGGUUUCAAGACAAUCAUCCAUUGAAUGUAUCUCGACCAGUGGAGGGACGACCAACUAACAACAUGGCAGAAAUCCAAGCUGUCACAGUAGCUGCAAGGCAAGCUAAGAAAGCAGGAAUAAAAAAGCUCAAGAUAAAUACUGAUUCGAAAUUCCUCAUUUCCUGCAUCAUGCAAUGGAUGCCAGGUUGGAAGAAGAGAGGAUGGAGGACAGUGGAUAACAAGCCAGUUAUAAAUAAAACGGAAUUGUUGGAAAUGGAAAAAGAAUUGAAAUCGCUGACCAUUGCUUGGAAUCAUGUGAAUGGGCAUGUAGGGAUUCAUGGUAAUGAAAUGGCAGACAAGCUGGCGAGAAAGGGCUGCUUGCUGUACAAAUAAAAUUGAA